AUGUAUAAGCACAUUUUCUUAAUAACUUUAGCCUCUGUUCUUUUCGCAACACUAGUUACCGCAGCUCCAGUAGGAUCACAUGACGGAAAUGGCAAUAACGCUCAUGUUGGUAAUAGCGACCAAGGAAGCUAUAAUGGAAAACACGAAUGUGCGGAUCCUUGGCCUCGUAUUGCAUCAGCUUCAGGCACAGUUGUAACUAUAACAGAAAUCAUAACGGUAAUUACAAUUAUGGAAGCAGUAACAGGAUGUUAUAAUUUUGGAGGAAACAAUAAUGAAAGUAGCGAUAGCAACUACAUGUAUAAAAGAAGCAAUAGUGCCGAUAUGUACAUGCAUUAG
Ambispora leptoticha is the source of this 336-nucleotide messenger RNA. Lineage: Eukaryota; Fungi; Glomeromycota; Glomeromycetes; Archaeosporales; Ambisporaceae. The record is from the annotation of a GenBank genome assembly.